Molecule: messenger RNA, 1920 nt
Organism: Gallus gallus (chicken)
Lineage: Eukaryota; Metazoa; Chordata; Aves; Galliformes; Phasianidae
Gene: LGALS2
Product: galectin 2
Exons: 8
Coding region: 1480-1866 (128 amino acids)
Molecular function (GO): carbohydrate binding
Source: RefSeq, a predicted model, not a curated record
AGGCAGGAGACUGGCUGCUGCUGCUCAGCCAUGGCUUGAAGCCACGUUCGUGGUGAAUCAUGGCACAAACAACGCCGGGGAGGGCUGCAGGAAUGUCUGGGUGUGCUGUGCGAGGGUUUUUCCAGGCAGGUAGGCCUCCCCAUCUGGCUGUCUGCAUCCAGACAGUACUGCUUCGUCACCUUCGCUCUGCUCCCACAUUUGUUUGGUUUCUCUCCAGUGCGUCUCAGUGAACCGUGCAGUGUUUACAGAUGUGCUCGUGUGCAGGAGAUAGAAGUAUGGUGUGCUUCUGUUGGCUCUGGCCAGUGGUGUUCCCUUUCUCCUGCCACAUUCCUCUUUCUGUGGCAAGGCUUUCUGCCAGAGACCUUUCACUUUCCUGACGAUAUUGUGGUCUUUUGUUCCCUUUUCUGAUUUCCCUGCUCCAGCUGACUGCAGUGGGCAGUUCCUGUGUUUUUGGCUGCUUGCCCUUGAAACAAGGCUGGCAGCUCCUCUCCUGACAUCGCCUCAAACCAUGCACCUCUUAUACGAUCCUCUGGAUAUGCAGCCCUGCUACACCUGACCUUUGCUCAUCUUCCUUUUGCAAUACUUCCAAGCCCCUUUCCCAGUGAAGUGUUGCAAUUAUAGAGCCAAGUAAGGAGCUGCAUAGUUCUCCAGAGGGAGAGCAGCGUUUCCCUUCUUGCUGCAGGAAGGCCUGUCUCCAGUGAUCAAAGACAACUGCAGGAGGAGAAUGAGGAAAUAGAAUGCUGGAGAAUGGAAUAGAAAACCUGCUUGGAAGAUCUCUGCUUGGAGCGAGACUCAAGGAAAUGCAUAUCCAUGUUUGCUGCCUCUGAUUCCCCUGUUGUUAGUGUGGGGGUUGCAGAAGGACCAUCAAAGGGAAUGCAUUCUAGCUAAUUUCAGAGCAGCAGCAGCAGAUAGUUUCAACUUGACAGCUCCUUCCUCUUCAGACCUCAGCCACAGCCUUGGAUCCAAAGCCCCUCCAGACCCUCUCAAAGCUGAUGGGUGGAUGAGCCACCCUUGGCAUCUCUCCUCGUGCGUGUGACUCAGACAGAUUCUGCUUGUCUGAAGGAUUCCUGCAAAUCCUCAGAGUUGUCCAACCCGCCUCGGCGCAGUGCUGGAACCCGUGAGAAGGGCGUUGGGAGUGAGCUGUGCAGCACCAGCAGCCUUGCUCUAUGGCAGUGGGCACGGAGGCUCUGCCUGCCCUCCCACUGCAUGCCCUUGCUGUGGUGUGGGGCUGGAUCCGAGCAUGGCUGCUCUGAGUUUGAUGGAAGGAGGUCUCCGUGGACAUUUUGUUGGAGGAUUCGAGUCCUUCUGUAGAGGACCCAUCCAGCUAGGAAGCAGGUUAGUGCUCAUAGGCACUACUUUCCUUGUGCUCAUCAUUGCCUUGGCUUCUGCAUCUCCUGGGCAAUCCUCUCCUGUACACACCCUCCAGAUCCACAGACCUGCUUAUCCAGUCUUCUGCUUACCUCAGUGCUUGGUGAGAGAAUGUUCGAAAUGUUCAACCUGGAUUGGAAGUCUGGGGGCACCAUGAAGAUCAAAGGCCAUAUAUCUGAGGAUGCUGAAAGCUUUGCCAUCAAUCUCGGCUGCAAGUCCUCGGAUCUGGCGCUUCACUUCAACCCCCGCUUCAAUGAGUCCGUCAUCGUCUGCAACUCCUUGUGCUCUGACAACUGGCAGCAGGAGCAACGCGAUAAACAUUUCAAUUUCUACAAGGGCUCCACUGUCAAGAUCAUCGUUGAAUUCCUGGGAGACAAAUUCCUGGUGAAACUACCAGAUGGGCAUGAAGUGGAGUUCCCCAACCGGCAUGGCUAUGACAAGAUCAGCUACUUGAACAUUCUUGGAGGAUUCAAGGUCACCUCCUUCAAGGUGGAGUGAUGAGUUCCGCUUCCUAGUUCUAAUAAAAACCCAGCUGUGACUGCUUGCACCAGC